UCUCGCCUCGAUCCGGGCUCUCGCGCUCCCGAGUGUUAAACUAUUGCCCCCACCCCGUUCGGCGAUGUUGGCGCAGGAAAUAUUUAGCCAUUGCCUCUAUUUCCAUCUAUCGUUAUCCUGUGCCCUGUAUAACUCUACUUAGUCAUUCUCUCCCCCCGUCCGAGCUGCUUCUUCUCCAUCCCAGAGAGCUGGGACAGGAAGAAGAAAACUACGAGUGGCCCGUAUGGAUCCGUCAGUUCCCCUAGACCAGCUCAUCCCGCCGCCAACUGAGCGCAAUGACUCCCACAAGGAGUACGGGAUCGCCAUCGCGUGCAUCAUCCUUGGCGCCCUAGGCAGCGCCUUCGUCAGCGCUCGUCUAUGGUAUCGAGUGCGUACGAAGACCAUCGGCGUGGACGACUAUGCCAUGAUCCCGUCGUUCAUACUGUAUCUCGGCUGGACCGUCCUCACCGUGUACGCGGUGCUCGCGAGCGGGGCCGGGAAGCCGCUCAACGAGAUCACGCUGGCCGAGUACACGAUCUGGUUCCAGUGCAUCCUCGCGGUGACGUGGCUGUACCCGGUGACGUCGGGCGCGAUCCGCGCCUCCAUCAUCCUGUUCUACUACCGCAUCUUCGCCGACGGCCACGGCAGCGCCCUGCGUGCCUCCAUCUGGGUCCUGCUCGCCCUCCAGGCCGUCUACGUCGUCGUCUUCUCCAUCCUGCCCGCCUUCAUCUGCCGCCCCUUCUCCGUCGCCUGGCUCCCCAUCGAGCGCGCCCCCUUCUGCAGCACCAACUACUGGAACGCCGCCCAGGUCACUCUCUACAGCGUCAGCCUCGCCUUCGACGUCAUCCUCGUCUUCUUCCCCGUCGUCCCCGUCUCGAAGCUCAAGAUGCCCCUCAAGAAGCGCGUCGGCGUCGCCAUCAUGUUCAUGCUCGGAGCAUCUGCGAGCGUCGCGUCAGCGUAUAAGCUCGCGGCCUACGUAGCGGAUUUGCCUCGAACGCACACAAGCGACCCUCAUUGGUUCGACUACCUGAUGUCGCGCUUCAUCCCGGUGCAGUUCGACAACUACGGGGUGACGGUGUGGAUCCCGGGGCAACUGGAGCCGACGCUGGCGCUGCUGGGCGCGUCGCUGCCGGCGGUGUACCCGCUGUUCAAGUCGGUGUCGGGGCGCGUCGCCACGCGGCUCUCGGCGCAGCACCGCAGCAGCAACAAGCCCGCGGGCUCGUCGUCCGGCGGCUCCGGCGGCCGCCCCCCCCCGCGCAACUACGACCUCAUCACCUUCGGCACCCCCCGCAAGUUCCAGAAGCUCUCUGACUCCCAGAUCGAGCUCCGCACCACCACCAUCCCCCUCGACGCCUCGUUCGCCGACACUAGGACCUCGGCCGCUGGCGCCGAUGUUUCGCGCGCGUCGCCCGAGAGGGGGGUCGCGAUGUAAGUGGGCGGGGUUCACUUACGGAAAACGGGGAGAUGGGAAUCGGUAAAAGGUGGCGUGCGGGCGGGGCAUGGGUCUUGUAUGGCUUGCUUGGUCGGAUUUUAGGGUAAUACUGGGACUGGACAUAACUUAUACCACAUAUACUUAUAGGCAGUAGGAUAUGCAAACGAUAGGUUCGUUGGGUAGAGUAGAGUUAUCACGAAGGUGAUGGAACUACGUUCGAUACACGAACGCGAGGAGCUCUGUUCGGAAGCACAGCUUCCGUGUGUGAGUUGCUAAUUUAUAGUAGUCGAUGGGCGACGUAAA
Molecule: messenger RNA, 1714 nt
Organism: Durotheca rogersii
Lineage: Eukaryota; Fungi; Ascomycota; Sordariomycetes; Xylariales; Xylariaceae
Exons: 4
Coding region: 224-1411 (395 amino acids)
Source: RefSeq, a predicted model, not a curated record